AUGCGCGCCUUCAGAGAAGUGCUUAGCAUCUGUGACCUGCACAAUAUCGGUUUUGAAGGGCUCCCUUACACCUACAACAACAACAACAACAGCGGGCGAAAGAACGUCCGAGUUAGGCUUGAUAGACUGGUGGUCGAUAGCAACUGGAGAGACCUGUUCAACCAAGCAAGAGUCACCCACCUUGUAUCACCUUGCUCUGACCACUCCCCUCUCCUCGUUGAUCUCCUCCCGACUGUCCAGCAGGUAACGAGAAAAGGGAACAGACAAUAUGAGCUGCUCUGGGAAAGAUCGAGUGAGCAUACAAAAAUAAUAGCCAAUGCCUGGGAUGGGCAAUCGGGUGACGACAUGGACAUCAUGGCUCAGCUGAACAAGGUUAUGGAAGCUUUGUACGGCUGGGGGAAGGAAAAAUUCGGCAACGUCAUUAGAGAACUUGAGAAAGCCAGAGGAAAGUUAAAGGAACUGCUGGGGAACGGCGCGGACGCGCGCGAAAUUAGGAAGAUAAACGACAGCAUUAAUGAGCUGCUGUACCAGGAGGAGCUGCUGUGGAUGCAACGCUCGAGAAUAAACUGGCUCAAGGCAGGGGACAGGAAUACAUGUUUCUUCCAUAGCAAGGCUGUGUGGAGGGCAAAAAAGAACAAAAUCACAAAGCUGAAAGAUUCGAACGGGAACUGGAAAAUGGAGCCACCUGAAUUAGAGAAACUUGCCACUGACUACUUCAAAGACAUUUUCACCCAUGACCCUGGCCUAAACCACCGACUUGUCAGCGACCUCUUCAGCCCCAAGAUCACAGAACAUAUGAACACUGAGCUUUGCAAGGAUUUCUCUGUACAGGAGAUCUCGAACGCUCUCUUCCAGAUUGGGCCCAUUAAGGCUCCCGGGCCAGACGGUUUCCCGGCGAGGUUCUAUCAGAGAAACUGGGAUACCCUCAAGGAUGACAUCGUCGCGGAAGUCCAAAGAUUCUUUGCCACUGGAAGAAUGCUAGCGGGUAUGAAUGACACCUCUAUCGUCCUCAUCCCAAAAUCGGCCCAGAAGCUUGGCUUUGCUACCCAAUGGAUUAGUUGGAUCAUGGCUUGUGUUACGUCGGUCAGGUAUUCUAUCAAGCUGAACGGCAACCUGUUGGAGUCCUUUUCCCCCACAAGGGGGUUGAGGCAAGGAGACCCGUUAUCCCCGCUCCUGUUCCUCUUUGUGGCCGAUGGCCUGUCGGCCCUCCUACAGAAGGAGGCCCAACUCAACCGCAUUUCCCCAAUACACAUCUGUAGAAGGAGCCCGGGUGUUUCUCACCUACUAUUCGCUGAUGACACACUCCUGUUCUUCAAGGCUGACUCGAACGAAGCAAGCAAGAAUGAGAUCAAAAUUAUUCUCCAGGUCCAGGCGGAUGGGUUUGAGGCCAAGUACCUUGGACUUCCUACGCUGGAAGGAAGGAUGAGGAAAGAUCUGACGGUUUUGAUCAGGAACUUUUGGUGGGGUGCUGAGAACGGUCGUCGUAAAACCCAUUGGGUUGCAUGGGACAGCAUGCUGCGACCAAAGACUAGAGGGGGGUUGGGAUUCAGGGACAUGCAGAUUAACAAGGUAUCUGAUUUUAUUGGCCCAGAUGAAAACUGGAAUGUUCAGCUACUUGACACGUAUUUCCUGCCAAUUGACAUUGAGGAAAUUAGGAAGAUUAAGCUCUACCCCGACGAGGUGGAAGAUUUCGUGGCUUGGGCCCCCGACAAAAAAGGCGUGUUCAAUGUUAGAUCGGCAUACUUCCUGGGCCUAUUUGAGAAAGAACAAGAACUCGGACUGGGGGAGUCCAGCGCUAGGCCUGAUGGAUCCAGCCCAAAAUGGGCUCUGCUCUGGAAAGACAUAGUUCCAAAGAAGGUGAAUGUUUUUGCCUGGAAGCUGAGCCGGAACGCUUUGGCCACCAAGGGCUCUGGCAGGCGAUGCGAGCUCACUGGGACCUUCCCCGGGAAGAUGAAAUUGUGA
Brachypodium distachyon (stiff brome) is the source of this 1962-nucleotide messenger RNA. RefSeq lists its product as uncharacterized. The record is from RefSeq and is a predicted model, not a curated record. Lineage: Eukaryota; Viridiplantae; Streptophyta; Magnoliopsida; Poales; Poaceae. The transcript has 5 exons. The coding region runs from base 1 to 1962 and encodes 653 amino acids.